AUGGCGACAACAACAGAUUUUCAAAUUGAGUCGAUGACAAGCUGUGCACAUCAUCUUGUCAAUUGUGACGGGUAUUCAUAUAGUGCUCCGAUGAACGUGGUGAUCUAUGACAAACCAAAGAAGACUGAAAAACGGAAGCGCGCGAGUGAGGACGCGUUCAAGAAGAUGCGGAACUAUCAGGUGUAUCAAGAGGCGGUCUUUAUCGCCCUUUUAAGCACUUUCUUCGAGAUCGUCGUCCGCGCGCCGGUCAAAAAGUCGAUAGUUUCCCUUCAACUUCUUCGCGUCGAGGUGAUUAGAAGUCUCCGCGACGUCAUUAACGUGAACGAUUUUGUUAUCUCGCGGUGCAAAGAGAAAUACAAAUUGGACAUCAAAGACGGACUUCUGGAGAAAACGGCGAAACGAAGAACCGACACGAAUCGAGUGUCCGAACUCCUCCACUUCCUGCAAGACGUGUUAAGAGAACUUGGCUUCGGAUUUGUCUCGAAAGUCACUGACGGGAAGAACGGGGCCCAAGUCGUCGAAACCGUCUAUGGCAUUUUCGGGAACGGAAUUGAAUUGGAUCAGAAAGACAUCAUUGAAAAGGGGAAGAAAAUUAAUGAUUUCUUAAAUAAACGACUUGGGGGGAUGGCAAAUCUGGUGCUCGAGAAGGAGAACGAGCAACUCAGGAACUUCAUUUGGGGCAAUAAUUGA
This is a messenger RNA of Entamoeba invadens IP1, 690 nucleotides long. RefSeq lists its product as hypothetical. The record is from RefSeq and is a predicted model, not a curated record. The coding region runs from base 1 to 690 and encodes 229 amino acids. The transcript has a single exon. Lineage: Eukaryota; Evosea; Mastigamoebida; Endamoebidae.